CGCCCCCGCUGCUAGAUCCGCUGCUGCUGCCGCGGCGGGCGAACCUGCAGGAGGCGGCGGCAGCGGCGGCGGCCGAGGCCGAGAGGAAGAUGGCGGACGGUGUGGACCACAUAGACAUUUACGCGGAUGUGGGCGAAGAAUUCAACCAGGAAGCGGAAUAUGGUGGGCAUGAUCAGAUAGAUUUAUAUGAUGAUGUCAUCUCUCCAUCUGCAAAUAAUGGAGAUGCCCCAGAAGACCGGGAUUACAUGGAUACUCUCCCUCCAACUGUUGGUGAUGAUGUUGGCAAAGGAGCAGCACCAAAUGUUGUCUAUACCUAUACUGGAAAGAGAAUUGCAUUAUAUAUUGGAAAUCUAACAUGGUGGACAACAGAUGAAGACUUAACGGAAGCAGUUCAUUCUUUGGGAGUAAAUGAUAUUUUGGAGAUAAAAUUUUUUGAAAAUCGAGCAAAUGGCCAAUCGAAGGGAUUUGCCCUCGUUGGUGUUGGAUCUGAGGCAUCUUCAAAAAAGUUAAUGGAUCUGUUGCCUAAGAGAGAACUUCAUGGUCAGAAUCCUGUUGUAACUCCCUGCAAUAAACAAUUCCUGAGUCAGUUUGAAAUGCAGUCCAGGAAAACUACACAAUCGGGACAGAUGUCUGGGGAAGGUAAAGCUGGUCCUCCAGGAGGCAGUUCACGAGCAGCAUUUCCACAAGGUGGUAGAGGACGGGGCCGUUUUCCAGGGGCUGUUCCUGGUGGGGACAGAUUUCCUGGGCCAGCAGGACCAGGAGGGCCACCCCCACCUUUUCCAGGAAAUUUGAUCAAGCAUCUUGUUAAAGGAACUCGGCCUUUGUUCCUGGAAACUAGGAUUCCAUGGCAUAUGGGGCACAGCAUAGAGGAAAUACCCAUUUUUGGCCUAAAAGCUGGACAGACUCCACCACGUCCGCCCUUAGGUCCUCCAGGCCCACCUGGCCCACCUGGCCCUCCACCUCCUGGUCAGGUUCUGCCUCCUCCUCUAGCUGGGCCUCCUAAUCGAGGAGAUCGCCCUCCACCACCAGUUCUUUUUCCUGGACAACCUUUUGGUCAGCCUCCAUUGGGUCCACUUCCUCCUGGGCCUCCACCUCCAGUUCCAGGUUAUGGCCCCCCUCCUGGGCCACCACCUCCACAACAGGGACCACCUCCACCUCCAGGCCCCUUUCCACCUCGCCCACCUGGUCCACUUGGGCCACCCCUUACACUUGCUCCUCCUCCGCAUCUUCCGGGACCACCUCCAGGUGCCCCGCCGCCAGCUCCACAUGUGAAUCCGGCUUUCUUUCCUCCACCAACUAACAGUGGCAUGCCUACAUCUGAUAGUAGAGGUCCACCACCAACAGACCCAUAUGGCCGACCUCCACCAUAUGAUAGGGGUGAUUAUGGCCCUCCUGGAAGGGAAAUGGAUACUGCAAGAACACCAUUGAGUGAAGCUGAGUUUGAAGAAAUCAUGAAUAGAAAUAGGGCAAUCUCAAGCAGUGCUAUUUCAAGAGCUGUGUCUGAUGCCAGUGCUGGUGAUUAUGGGAGUGCUAUUGAGACAUUGGUAACUGCAAUUUCCUUAAUUAAACAAUCCAAAGUAUCUGCGGAUGAUCGUUGCAAAGUUCUUAUUAGCUCUUUGCAAGAUUGCCUUCAUGGAAUUGAAUCCAAGUCAUAUGGUUCUGGAUCAAGAAGACGUGAACGAUCAAGAGAGAGGGACCAUAGUAGAUCACGAGAAAAGAGUCGGCGUCAUAAAUCCCGUAGUAGAGAUCGCCAUGAUGAUUAUUAUAGAGAGAGAAGCAGAGAACGAGAGAGACACCGGGAUCGUGACCGAGACCGAGACCGAGAACGUGACCGAGAGCGAGAGUAUCGUCAUCGUUAGAAGGUGGGUAUUCCUUGUUCCCGUUAUAUUUAGCAUGUGCAUUAUUAACAGUCAUUAUAACUCCAAGGCUGUUGUUUAUACAGUAUAUAUCUACAUAUAAAUGGUCCAAGUACUUGUUCUGAAUUUAAAAUUCUGGAAACAUCUGAGAAAACAGGUAAGUGAUCACAGGUAAAAAUUUUGACUUUUGUCCUUGAAUGUUGUAUUAAUUGUUUUUAGAUUUCAGAUCACUAAUGGUAUUAAAGCAAGAAAAAUAAUCAAGAGGACUCAUUGUGUACUUCUAAAAUCUAAAAAUCGGAAUUUUUGUAAUCACAUACAUAGUUUGCAUGUGAUUUAAAGUAUUAAAAAUAUCAGGGAGUCAUUUCAGAUAUAAAUAUUAUGUGCUUGGAUUUUAAAAAAUAAGAUUUCUGUACUUCCUUGAACUAACUUCAUUUGUCCCUAAAACUUUUGAAGAAAAUCUAACACUAUAAUAAUUUAUAAAAGGAUGUUUUCUCGUCAUGGAAAGAGCUUUUUUCUUUAGUAUUUUUUUUUAAAGACACUUUUUCUGGCAUCUGGUUUUUGUUUUUAAAAGAAAAACAUUAUCCUUUAAUUUGCAAAGAAGAUGAAAAAGUUAUUUAAUUAAAAUGGGGUUCAGGGUACAUACACCAAAAUUUUUAAUUGUGUCAUGCCAUACAUCCCAGGUUAGAAUAAUCUUAUAAUAAUUUCCUUUGAUGUUUCAUUCAUAAACCAUAAUCAUUGUCUUUUUUUUCUGUAUUUUAAACUAUUUCUUGUACAUUUUUCAUAAAGUGAGAAUUGUCUGUUUAUGCUUCAUUUUCACAUGUAAUUUUAUUUUUAUAUUUGUGAAUAGCAUUUUAUCCAUGUGAAGAGUGUGGGGAGGUCACUAUAAGUCUUGUGCUUAAGACACGAAGGUUAUUCUGUAAACAAGAUAUUUUUUCUUCAUAUGUUGGUGGCAUAUACAAAUUAAAUUAGGCUUAAAACAAACCCCUUAUAAGUAAAUAAGUGCAAUUCAUGGGAAACUUACUGAAAAUUCAGCAAUGGUAAUAGUUAGUAUUUAAAUUGUAAUAGGCAUAUAUCAGAGAUUUUAUCAAGUGUAUGUAAUUCUGUAACAAGAGAAAUUUCUUUAACCAUAACACAUAUAUUAGCAAACAAAAUCAUUUUUGAAUAAUACUUAUAGGAAAUAAGUAUUUAAAACAUUUUUAUGGAACACAGAUAAGCUAUUACACUGUUUGCAAUUUUAGGGACUUUUAAAAUGAGAAGGCCCAUUUUAAUACUUUUUUUCCUUGCAUUUUGAAUAUGCAGCUUGGAUAUUUUUCAAAAUUUUAUUUUUUAUAUAGUUCUAUGUAUUGUAUUACAAAAUUUAACAUGCCAUUCUCAAAGCAUUCCUUUAAUAUGAAACAAAACAUCUUUUAUUUUAAAACUAAGCUUAUUGAAAUUGAUAUUUGUUUUGGAUGUGAAAAUUGAAUGUUGUGCCUUGAAAAUCUAAAUAGUAAAUUUUAAAGAUGUAGCUCUCCCCCACACACACAUACACACACACAAGUUGAAUACCUCUGAUCCUUUCCUAUGAAAAAUUCUUAUUGUCUAGCAGUUGAUUAAGGUGAAUUGUUGCCAGGGUAUAACUUGCAGUGUUUAACUGUAUUAUCCUUUUCAUUUAUAGAAAGGUUUAAAUUCUACAACUUGAAUCUUUUUUUUUUUUUUCCAUAAGACUUUAUAAGUUGCCACCAGUUUUCUGGUUACCAAAGGCAUGAUAAUGAAACUUGAGAACAUUUUCAAAACUGGAUGUGCCCAUCAAAGGGGUCUCUAAACCAGUUUAUACCCAAAGUUAAUUAGGGAUAGUUUUCAUACCGGUUUUAGUAAAGCUAGUGAAGUCAACCAAGUAAAUUCCACCUGAAAAGUCCAUUGAUUUUAAAUACUUUGAAUUUAUAUUUCAGUAAUGAGUGCACCAAAACAGAUCAUGAUUUGAGUUUCAUAACAUUCAGACAUUAACUAUGAAUUCCUAACGUGAAAACUAUUGUUGACAUUUUUCUUAAUCCCUGAUGUACCAUGCCAGAAUUUCCAUGUUGUUUGUACAUUAAUCAGAAUUGAGUUGUAAUAUUGUAAUGCUUCACUUGCUUCAUCCAAGCAAAACUUUACAUAAGCAUUUCCAUUGCAAAAAAAAAUUCUGUUAUUCUGGAUUAUUGUACCUUUGCUAUACCAAACAUUAUUUAUUAUGGAAGUAGACAUGAAUAAAGGGAAUGGGGACUGGGAUUAUAUUCAAGUGAAAAACUUCUUUAAAAAAGAUUUACAAAUUUCGUUACUAUUAUAAGGUCUAUUGUGACCUGUUUAGAAGUUUUUAAAUAUGAGUCCUUUUGAGCUUUCAUGUAAAUCUUAAAUGGAAUAAAAUGAAUAAAGUGACUUGAAAGCUAAAGUGAAUGUCAGUAGUAAGUCUGUAUACAAAUAAGUAAUAAUGUAAUCUAUUAUUAAAGAGAUGAUGAAUGGCUAAACGGGCAAGUUCUUAAUUUAACUGGAAACAGUGAUGUUGGCAAGCUGUUAAUGUCUGUCCCAUCUUGGUUUUUUUGUGUUUGAACUGUUGGGUAAUGUUAAUUACAUUCUCAUUUUUAAAAUGUAUUAGUUUUUCUAAAAGCAUUUAAUAUUAAGUUUGAGUAGAUAAUAUUUCAAUGAGGAAAAUAUCAAUAUUGUAAAUUUCAGUAUGUAAAUUGUGUUUCAUAUUCUGUAAUUUUUGCCUCUAUUCUCAGACCACUCUGAGCAAAAUAAAAGUGAUUUAAGAUUGUACACUUAUUACAAAAAUAACUUUACAUUCAUUAGUUAUUUUAUUUUAGGUUUUAUUCCUUAUUACUUGUUUGAAACAGGCCUACUCAUCAAAUUUCUGUUUGUAAUUCAGUUUUUGCAUGCUGAAGAGUAAUGAAAGCAAAUUGUAUUUUUAAAUUUUCUUUAUUUCACUUUCCUGCUCUCUAAUUUAUGAGGUUUUAUAUAUUCUCAAAUAAUUAUCCAUUUCCUUGAUAAAAGUUUUUAACAUUUGUGUAUCAGGUCUGGAUUAGUAACUAUACUUUUCCUUGACUGUGAGAUUACUUCUACCACAAAUAACAUGUCUUUAGAUUUUAUUACUGCACAGGAAGUAGGGUGCUUUGCAUUGCUUAUUCUGCUUAUUAUAGUUUUGUUGAUAAUUGGGGGAAAAAGAAAAAGCCAAAAGAAUAAAAAGUUCUUAUGUUAAGGUGUUUUAAUCUGCUUAGAAAUUAGUGUUAAAUUGAGCCAUUUGUGGAAAUUACAUUCUCUUGGUUGCCUGAUGAAUGAUAACUGGUUGUAAUAAGAUGUAAAAAUUAUUUCUGAAAUUCUUAGGUCAUCUGAGAUCUGCCUAAAUAUUUCCCAGCCCUGUGUUUCCUUGUGCCUUCUCAAAUACCUUAACUGCUCUACUUCAUUUGGAUAUGCUAGCUCUAAUUUCGUUAGUUCUAAUUUCUCUUGCUUUUAGUGUUAUUUGCAAAACCUGUCUGACUACACAGCUAUCUUACUCAAAGUGACAAGAGAGGCCAGGAAGUGAUCCCUUUAAUGGAUGUAUAGUGUGUUUUGCUCACUGUGGUUUAAGAAUAUACUUUUGUUUAUAAAUGAAUAAUGUUCCUUGUUAAAAAAAAAAAAUUCAAUGCCAAUGCCAAUGUGAGUCACCUUGCUCUCACCCUCAUCUCAGUGUGAAAUUUACUACCAUUGUUUUAGUUUGUAAAUUAGAUUGUUUUGAAUAAAUAAUGUGUUGAAUGACUAUUUAGUUAGCAUUAUUUUAAAGAAAACCUGAUAACCAAUUGGGGUAAGGAUGCCAUUGAUGCUAUCCAAAUUUAUGAAUUUGCCGUGGUAUCACAGUGAAUUCUAAAUAACAAGCAGCUUGUUUGGAAAUGUCUAUUUUGUGAAUCUUUGGAACAAAGCUGAUUUUUCUUUGUAAUGGGGUUUAUUUCUAAUAUUCAGUAAGUUGCCUAGAGCAACAAUUGUAUAUGUGUUUAAUUAUAGAGUAGUAAAUAUGUUAUAGUUGAAAUGAGGUAAGUACCAUGUCCAGAGGUAGAAAGGUAAAAAUAGGAAAUGUGGUAGCAAGGAACUUUUUGUAAACAUCUACAAUAAACAGAAUGGUUUUUGUAUGAUGUUCUAGUCACUAUAAGAAGAAACUACAUAUCUGUUAACACGUAUUUAAACACUUUUUUUGCCCACCUUAGAGUCUUUUUAAUUAAAUAUAUUAACAUGGAAACCUAUAAAAGUGCUCUAACAAAUACACCUUAGAGCAUUUUACUUAACAGUUGAAUUUACCGUGAGUUUAAUAUACUAAUGCUAACAAAUUUGCUUAGAUAAGUUUCUAACAGAAACACUCAUAAUUUGAGUUGUUAAUAAUGGGUUGAUUUUACAUUAUCUGAAAAUGCAGGUACUUCUCUGUGUAUUGAGAUUUUACUUAGUGGUCACUUUAGUCUGUAGAGUGGUAGAUUUCAUUUGUCUUUUUUAGGUAAAGCAAGUAAUUGUGUGACUUUGACAAUGCAGAUUUGACCAGAUACUAUUCUGAAAACAUGGGCUUUGAAUGUAUUUUUCACUUUGAAGCUUCUUUUUGAUAUCUUUGUUUAUGUAGAUGUUUACUUAGAUAUUUGAGACUAUAAUAUGAAAUUGGAUUAUUGGAAAUGGGUUAUGUUGCCUUCAAAUUUGCCUCCUUUUGAGAUUGUAAAAUUUGUAUUUCCAAGUGGAUAAAUGUAAAAGUGUUUAGGAAUAGAAACAAAUACUUAAAUUAUCCCCCAAAUUUUAUGUGCGUAUGGUGAAAAUUAGAGAUUUAUUAAUAGUAAAGACUUAAAUCUGUAAGUAUAAUCAUGCAAAAGAUGAGUGCUUAAUUCUGGAUAAAAAUGUGUAUUGUAACUUAAACGGAUUCUCUAUAUUAAAAGUAAUAAAAAUUUCCAUUUGGAGUAAUACUGAUUGAUAUAAAAUUGCAGUACAUGCCUCCUCCUUCCACUUCUGAGUACUUGGGAGUGAAUCUAGAGGUACUCUACCACUGAGCUACAUCCCCUUACCUUUUUAUUUUUCACUCUUGAGAUAGGGUUUCAACCAAGUUGACAGGUGUAGUAUAAGUUGUCCUUAUACUACACCUGUCAUAGAAGGGUUGAAUAUUUUUGUUUUGCUCACUAUGAUUUCAAAAUAUUUUUUCCUCUUAAUGACCUGCUGUGGGCUUAUUUUUAUUGUUGUUUUUCUUCUUCAUCCUUUUCAGCAAAAUUAAAAAAAAAAAUAGGGAGGCUGGGUUUGUGGCUCAGUGGCAAAGCACUUGCUUAGCCUGUGUGAGGCACUGGGUUCAAUUCUCAGUACUGCAUAUAAAUAAAUAAAAUAAAGGUCCAUUGACAACUAAAAAAAAAUUAAAAUAGGGAGAUAGUAUACUUUUGCAGUGAGAUUUAUGAAUUUCCUAAUAAUACUUUUUUUUUUUUUAAAUACAUAUACAUUGCAGGGCUGGGGGUGUUGCUCAUUGGUAAGGUGCAUGCUUAGCAUGCAUGAGGUCUUGGGUUCAAUCUCCACCCCAUCCAGCCCCCAAUACUUUGCAAGUAAUAAAAAUAAAACUUUUGAUAGUAGACAUUUUAUAUUUUUUUCUAUGAAAUAAUUCCACUAAAUAAGCUUCAUCAGCAUAAGAUGAAGGAACAUUAAAACGGUAACAUUGGAAAUGACUUACGUGUAUCUAAAAAAUUAUAGGCAUAUAGACACUAUUUAGGAGAAAAAGACCACAAUUAUAACAUCUGGUUUUUCCUUUUAGUUUUAAAAUAAGUUGUUAUUGCUGGGCAGUAUGAAUACAUACAUAUGUGUGUUGAUGUUCUUAAGAUACUUCCUAGUUAGGGGGAGAAAGAACAUAAAAGAUAAAGACAUAAAGAUAAAUUUAUAGUUGUGACAGAAAUUAAUUGUAGAGCAAAAGUAUUUUAAAAUUACUUUUACUUAGUACUGAACAUUGUGCCCUUUGGACGCUUAAAUCACUUAAAACUUUGUUGUUUCUGGGAACACUUCCAAAUUAAAUGAAUGUUUCUUUUGUGAACUCUACAUGCCGUUUGCUUACAUAUGUAUUCUUGAGACUUUGGUUUAUCAAUUUUAUUGUUUUUUUUUUUUUUUUCUUUAUGUGGGUUUACAAUGAAGUUUAUCAUUGUAGAUUCCGAUUCCUAUUUAGCUUGUUUUUGGUUAGUUUAUGCUUCUAUAUUAGAUAUUUUGAAAUAGGUGGAAUAGAGUGAAAGUAAAGUAAAUGUGUCAAGUUUGUAUUAUGUCUAAAAGAUUUGUAUGUGGAUGUCAUAUUUAUUUAAUGUCCAUAUUGAACUAUUUAUAAAUUUUGUAACAUGGAACACCAUUUGAUUUAUAACAAUUACAGAAGUUCCUGUAUGCUGUCAAAUAGUUGAUUUGUAAAAUUUAUUGCAUUUUAUAUCCAGUUUAGCAUUGUUAAAUGAAUUAAUAUAGAAUUGAUAUGUGGGUGAAUGAAAUCUACAUUAAAAUCAUCCAAACAUUUUUCCAUUUAUUUUUGUAGUAUACAUAUUUUAGAAAAUGACUUAUGACUGUUUUCCAUCAUCAUAGAAACAGUAGCUGCUAUAUUUUAAUUUGUCUUAGUCAUUAAAUUUCAAAGGCAAUAAUAUCUAAGAAGAAUGUAAUUAAUGUCUCAUUUUUUAAUUAUCAAAUAAAUUGGGAGCAUUUCUCCACCACACAGGCGGCUACUGUUUCAUUUAAUUCUUAUUUUGUGCUAGAAUACAUAACAGUGAAGUAGAUGCACGACUUGUGUAUGUAUAGUUAAGCCAGCGUUUUUCUGUGUAUGAUGGGGAAUAGCAAAAUCUACAUCACAAAUUUUGACACAUUACAGCUGAAGGAAGAGGAACAACUUCCAAGACAAAACAGUCUUCAUGGGGGAAAAUGACGCUUGUCCAGCAGUUUGCUUCUUGUGAUUGAACUGAACCUGUAAGGAUUCAUGGAUAAACUGAACAGGAAUAGAUCUGAAUAAAGCAAAUCUGCAUAAAUGGUAACCAGUAGCUCUACUUUUAUUUUUUAUGUUGCUUAACUGUUUUAUUUGAAGGAAACCUGUGUGAUUUAAAAAGUUAAUAGCUUUUGCAACUUUAUUACUGGUUAUAUACAUUUGGCCAUUAUAAUGUGCAAGCAAUUGGAAAAAAAAGUCAAGUAUAUGCUUGUUUUUAUAGUAGUUUGUUCUUGUUAAAAAUGUUCAUAUGAUAAUGUCUGUAAACAGCACCACUUUGAUUACAAUAGAUGUAGUGUUGUAAUAAACUGUUUAAUGGGGCUGAUGUGUAAAGCUGUUCAAGUUAUUUGAUGUUUACACCUCAGGGAAAGUCUUGUGUUCAGCAAUAUCUAAAGAUAAUGUUACUAUGACAACAUUUUUACUGUCCUUUAAAAAAAAAGCAUUGCAAUAGCGGUUUUGGAUAUGCAUCAAUCUAAUCUUGCGUUCAGUGAAUUAAACAUAACUAAUUAAGUGUCUCUUGCCCUUGAUUUUGAUAUUAGAAUAGGUGAUUACAUGGAUAUUUAAUAUUUCUAUAUUCUGCUUUUCUAGCUGUUUUUACCUAGUUAGCUUGUGACUUUGCUGAAUGGUAUGUAAACUUGUAAAAACUGAAAUUUGACAGACACAGCAAUUCCCAUCAAUGCAUUAGGGGUCAAAGAAUGUUGAGGUUUUAACAUUUUAGAAAAGUCUCACACAUAUUUGCUACAGUAGUGCAGUUUAAUUACAACACAGGUGUACUGAAACACUUAAUUGUGAACUACUAGCAUUGAAGUGAGAUUUUGAAUUCUGAUUUGAUGCUAUAGUGAUUUACUGAUUUUUAUUGAUGAUGCUUAUGGUUUAACUUUGAAGCCAUAGGCAGUGUAAAUACAGUCAUGCAGCAGAUAAAUGUAGGAAGAGCCUUGGUUUUAUUUUCCAGUUGGUACCAGUUUCUGAAGGAUGUGAAGUUGUAUUAACAUUGGAUUGUUUUCUCCAGUGUAAUGGGAGAUUAUAGAUGUACGUGUCUCUACAGUUGAGAAAUUCUAUAUAUAUUUUUGUGCAGCCUGUUGAUUUCAUGCUAGAGUUAAUCAAAGAUUCCCCCCGCCCCCCCAAAAAAAAAAAACCUGCCUAUAUGAAGGCCUACAUGAAAAGCAUCUGGCUUACACAUGUUCUUAAUUGUAGGAUUAGCAGAGACCAGGUCAUCAACUGGAUAUUUUUAUGGAAAGAUAAUUCUGAAUCACUAUUUCAGAAAUUUGAGUUAAAAUUCUUAAACAGGCUAAUUUGUUUUUUUAAUAUAUUUUUAAGAUCUGAUAAUCUUUGAGAGAGACCUUUGGAGUAGUACACAUUGGUUUUUAAAGUAUGGCCAAAUUUUAGGACAAUGCUUAAACGUAUUUAGGUACCAUAGCUAUUACCUAAUGUGCAACCAUACAAGCCCUCUAGAAAUUUGCAUUGCCUUUCUUCAGUUUUGUCUUGUCUGCUUUCAAACUACUCACAAAAUUAGCUGUUUCAAAUUAUAUUUUUACUAGUUUUAUAUUUUGUGAGUGGAGUAUUUGUGUAAGGGAUCAUUGGUGUUUACCAGAACUGUUUGCUCUCAAAAAUGAUUUUUAAAGUAUUUUAUCUUGUUGAAAAUGUAGUUGCCUUUUUAACAUUAUUUGAAAGUUGUAUCAAAAUCUGUUUUUUUGUUUUAUGUAUAGGUGUUGUAAGUUUUUGUCAUUUCUUAAGCUUUUUUAUAUUUUAAUUACAAUGCCCUAAUGUGAAGAAGUUUGGACUUACAUAUAUUACAAGGGAAAUUAGUUUAUAGUAAGAUUAAAAGGUAAGUAAAAUGUCCACGAGAAUAAAAUUUUCUCUGAAUAGUUUAAAAAUGAAAUCACAAAAAUCUCUACUUGAAGUGAAACUGGAAGUUUUGUACUAAUUUAAUCCUUCAUCUACCUUUUCAUUUUUUUAUCAGUGGAACCUUUUAAUUGUUCCUUCUAUAUUAUUCUUCUCCCUGCUUGGCUUACUUCAUUACAUGACUUUUGUUGCAGACAGUGUGAGUGUACUAGAUUUGUUUGCUUCUAUCUAGUCUAUCGUUUUAAGUGUUGUCAGGAGGACUUUUGGUUUGACCAAGUAGUUUUGCAAAGUCUUUCUCCACCUGGAAACAUACGAAUGUAUAGCAGUAAAGCUAAAAAUUGCAAACCUUGUUUUAUUUGUCAUACCCCUUCUGUUGUUUAUGAAUUGAUGUUAUUUGAAAGCUUUUUUUUAAUGUUAAAAACAAUCCAAAGAGAGAAAUCUUUACAAAGACGCCAAAAAAAAAAAAGUGAGUGUCUCAGAGACCUUUUUUUUUUCUUAAUUUAUAAUAACUAGUGGACAUGAAAACAAAACUUGAGUUGAAUUUUGAGCCAUAGCAUUUGUUUAUGCUAUGCAGUCACAUUCCUUUUCAGCUAGUGGUAAAAUUAUGGACGAGUGAUAACAGCACCCGAAUGGUAUUGCUUCUGAAGCAACACUUUGAAUUGAAUGUGUUUGCUUUUGGCUAACGGAAAUAUGUUGUGGAAAGGAUAUUCCAAUGUGAAUCUACAUGUAUUUAUUUUAUUUUGUUAGUUUUGUUAAGAUUUGAAAUAACUUGCCAUGGCUGUUGAUCAUAGGUUAACCAAUUUAAUGACCCCUUUACCGGAAUAUUCUUAAGCAGUUAACUACAAUUUGAAUUUCACAAAUUACUUGUAGCUUAAGGUAUUAUUUUCAUUUGAUUCUCCUAUGGAGAAUGUUGCUUUACUUUUUUACUAGUUUAAGGUCAGUUCUAAAAAUAAACAUGGAGGUUUUAAUGAAUGUUGUAUAAUAUUUUAUAGUGAAGGGGAAAAUUGUUGAAAGGGUAAAGACUUUAUCUUUCCCUUAAUGUAUUUAAAUGUGCCAAUAACCUAACUACACACUGUUUUAUAUAAUGACAUGCUACUAUAAAACUUUUCUGUUGGAGUGCUCAACAUUUUGGUUUUCUAAAUGGUCAUUGCAUUUUCUGUAUCUUACAAGGUGGCUCCGAUUUUGUGUUUCAAGCUUCAGCUUAAUUUAUUUUAAGAGGAAGUUUAUGUUCUAAUUCUUUAUUGAGAAUAUAGUAUUGAGAUUCUCACUGUUUUAUGGGUAAUUGUUUUUUAAAUUUUAUUCAUUGAGUUCAUUUGCAUCCCAUAGUCUCUGUAAAUGUUUUCCCCUGUUGUAUGUACUUAAAUGCACGCUUAUCCAUUGUACAUAUUAGUCAUUUUUUGUGGUAAUAUAUAAGUGGGAUUUUUGUAGCAAAGCGUUCUAUUUUUCUGUUCUUAAAGUGUGUGUGCGUGUGUGGUGAUUUUUUGUUUGUUUUUUUGUUUGUUUUUUUAACAUUAACCUUCAGUUUAAACAUUGUUGUACUUAUUUUUUAGCAACUUGACUCUUAGAAGCCUUAGACUAGUUUUUAAAUAUAUAUUCAACCAAAAAUUAUAAAUUUAUUAAGAUGUGGCCUUACAUAUGGCAUUCUUUGUAUUAUAAUAUGAGAUGUUUUAUUUAGAGAAAUCAAGAUUCAGGCUUAAAAUUUUGUCUUAAGUUGAAAUGGAAAAUGUGUUAAAAUGUCUAGGCUUCUGGGAGGAAGUUCUUAUAAUCUUCUUUCUUGGCAUUAGAAAGAAGCAAUAUGAAUUUUUAUGAAUAUUCAAAAUAUUCAGGCAAUUGUAUUGUCAGAUUGAUUUAGAUUUGUGUUAACCAAUGUUUCUUUAAAAUUUCAGGUUGUUGGCAUUCAGUAUCUGAGUAUAUAGGUAUAUGAUUUUUGUAUGGGAUGUAUAAAUAAACACUUGGUUACCUACAGAUAGAUUUCAAUGUUUAAAGACUUCCUGCUGCAUUAAUUAACAUUGUAUGGGAGGCUUUAAAAAUAUUAGGUAAAUUUAAUUGAAGUCAUACAAAUCUUGAUAUGGUAUUUCUGGAUAGUGAACACUACCAGUUUUUCAUGUGGGAGUAUCCUAAAACUCCACCAUGGGUGUAAAUGUUUUACAUUAAUUUCCUAAUUGGACAGACCCUGCAUUUAGUUUUAAAAAAAUUCAUUUUGAAGGUGUGUUUUUUGUCACACUGUUAUUGCGUAACACUUCUCAGCAUUCUGUAAGUUAAAUUAUUUCAAAAUAUAAUGGUAAAUUCAUGUUUGUUUAUUUUUUUACUUUGAAAAUGUAGUACUCAGGUGGUAUUUAAUGGGAAAUGAUCCUUUGAGGUAAAUCAUAAUGUAUUCUAAGGAAUGCAUCUAUAAUAUUGAUGACUUUAGCCUUAAAAAAAGGUCUGUUAUUCCUUCUUCCUCUGCAUCCCAUGGUGUAUUAGCAAAGUAGUUUACAGCCCGGUACAGCCUUACAAAGUUGUUUUACAAUUUUUAAUGGAAAGUCCUUAAAAAACAAACAGACAAAAAAAAAUUGUAUCAUAUUACCAGUAUCCGUGGAUUACUGAAUCACAGUUUGUAAAUAAUUUGUCUAAUAUCAGAAGGCCAAAGAAAGUCUUAAAAUUUUAGCUAUUGACUAUGGUGACUUCACAAUAAGAUUUCUGUGCAAAAGGUAAGGUGAUUUUUGAUCAAAUAGACAUCUUUUUGAUGUCCAUGAGAACUACACUUCCAUAUUAGCUUCUAUUAAAAAGCUUUUUCACAUUUUAUUAAAAUGUUUGUAAUUGCAAUUUUGUGUUUAAUGUUUAUUUUUGUCUUUUCUUUUCUUUAGCAUUUAGGUGACUGUUCAGCAGUUUGCUAUAUGGCCAUUGUUGGCCUUAAACUGCACUAGUAACAAGCAUGGUAUUUAUCUUGUAUUGAAAAUAAAACAAAAUUUUGAUAAUA
Marmota monax (woodchuck) is the source of this 13585-nucleotide messenger RNA. It is a transcript of the gene Cpsf6, whose product is annotated as cleavage and polyadenylation specific factor 6. The transcript has 10 exons. The record is from RefSeq and is a predicted model, not a curated record. NCBI's taxonomy places the organism in Eukaryota, Metazoa, Chordata, Mammalia, Rodentia, Sciuridae. Bases 90 to 1859 code for a protein of 589 amino acids. Gene Ontology annotation, cellular component: mRNA cleavage and polyadenylation specificity factor complex. Gene Ontology annotation, biological process: mRNA alternative polyadenylation. Gene Ontology annotation, molecular function: mRNA binding.